AUGGCGGCGCCCGAGCCGCCGCCGCCGCCGCCCGAGGGCUGCAGGCCGCUGAGCGCGCUGCUGAGCGGCAUCGCCCAGGCCGCCUUCCACGGCACCACCGGCAUCACCGAGGAGCUGCUGCGCGCCCAGCUCUACCCCGAGGCAACGCCGGACGAGUUCCGCGCCCUGCGCGCCAAGAUGGGCGGCCUGCUGCAGUCAAUUGCUUCAGCAGACAUGGAUUUGAAUCAGCUGGAAGCUUUCCUCACUGCCCAAACCAAAAAACAAGGUGGCAUCACAUCAGAUCAGGCUGCAGUCAUUGCAAAAUUUUGGAAGAACCACCGGACUCAAAUCCACGAGAGCCUGAUCAAUCAGAGCCGCUGGGAUAAUGUCCUGAAAAACAUGAACUGGAGAGUGGACCUGAAGGCACAGUUGAGGCACGUUGAUCAGAUAAACACUCCUGUUGCAAUAGUUGAAAUGGAACUGGGAAAAAAUGGGCAGGAAUCGGAGUUUCUCUGCCUGGAGUUUGAUGAGGCCAAGGUGAGCCAGAUGCUGAAGAAACUGUCAGAAAUAGAGGAGAGUAUGACUUUGUUGACUCAAACUACUUAAUCAAAUAAAGAGAUUGCAACUUACAAAAAAAUGACCCUUGGCCCUUUUGCAAGUGUAAAUAAUAGUGUGUAUGGUCUCAUUGUGUUUCACACAAUGGGAAGGAUUUCACAGGAGCCCAUAGUCUCUGCAUCUUACUGUGCCUGGACUUUUUAAUAAACUGAUUGAUAUUUUGA
Molecule: messenger RNA, 758 nt
Organism: Melospiza georgiana
Lineage: Eukaryota; Metazoa; Chordata; Aves; Passeriformes; Passerellidae
Gene: COMMD1
Product: copper metabolism domain containing 1
Exons: 4
Coding region: 1-585 (194 amino acids)
Biological process (GO): regulation of proteasomal ubiquitin-dependent protein catabolic process; copper ion homeostasis; positive regulation of protein ubiquitination
Cellular component (GO): endosome
Source: RefSeq, a predicted model, not a curated record